UUUAUCUAUAUCUAUAUAAAUCGAUCCGUUAAGCAGGAACAUCACAUGUGAAGUAGGUUGGUUAAUUUGACGUGCGUAGAAGAAAGUAAUACGAAGCUCCUAAUAUGGCUAGCGAUAAAACAUCAGGAAAAUCUACUGAAGGUACAAAAUCCACUACAAAUGUAUUGCUUGCAUUUCAAAUGCUACGCAAUGAGCAACGAGCAGUGGCUAAUAAAUUAUCAGAACUGGAGAUGGAACUAAAUGAACACAAGAUUGUAAUUGAUACAUUAAAAAACGUGGAUGCAGAAAGAAAAUGCUAUAGAAUGACAGGAUGUGUAUUACGUGAAUGCACUGUAAAAGAAGUAAUACCUGAAUUAAUACUAAACAAAGAUUUUCUAACGGAUGUUAUAGAUAAUCUAAAUGAUCAGUUAACAGAGAAAGGAAUUGAAAUAAAUGAAUUCAAGGAGAAGCAUAAUAUUAAAGUUAUGGGUCAACAGGAUGUGCAACAACCACAGCAAAACGAAGGUUCAAAUGAAGCAAAAAGUUCAGUCGUUGUUAAUUCAUUGUUAAACAACUAUACAUAAGAUUGAAAUUUCUUUUUCCAUACAUGUCACAUUUAUAUUUAAAUCAUGUCUUUCGUUUAUUAAGUCUUCUGGAAUAUCAUUUUGUUUAGCAUUUACAAAUAUUAAAUUUUUUUAAAAAUCUA
Nomia melanderi (Alkali bee) is the source of this 685-nucleotide messenger RNA. RefSeq names its product prefoldin 2 (gene Pfdn2). Lineage: Eukaryota; Metazoa; Arthropoda; Insecta; Hymenoptera; Halictidae. The record is from RefSeq and is a predicted model, not a curated record. Gene Ontology annotation, cellular component: prefoldin complex. Gene Ontology annotation, biological process: protein folding.